GCUGUCCAUCGCUGGUACACAGAAUCCCAGCAGCCCUUAACACUGAAUGCCAGCACUCUAACAGCCCUCUUGCAGACGGUAGAUUUGGGAUGUAGAAGGUUAAUGAACUUAGCUAUGGUUACUCCAUGAGCACACACGUUAGCACCACACACCUUUGAAAGAAUGACUUACAGUUAUUAGCGAGUGUGUAAUGACAGAAGCUCAUGUCAGAGGACAGGUUGUGGGAGCCAGCUCUCUCCUUCCAUGUGGGUCUUAGGAUUAAUCUCAGGUCAUCAGGCUUGGCAGCAAGCACCCUUACCUGCCGAACCAUCACAGCCCAGCACCAAACUCUGAACACAGGAGAUUUGUCUUUGAUGCUGCUGGGAGCCAAUACCCUUCUUGGCUAUGUUUCCCAGGAUGGGAGUGAACAUCUGGGGGAUGCCCAGGAUGAAGUCUGUACCAUUUCCUAGAAAAAAGGAGGAGAAAAUGGCCCAAUUGCAGGAGAUGGUGACGUUCAGGGACGUGGCUGUGGUCUUCAGCGAGGAGGAGCUGGGGCUGCUGGACGCUGCCCAGAGGAAGCUGUACCGUGAUGUUAUGUUGGAGACCUUCAGGAUGCUGCUCUCAGUGGCACACCAGCCGUUCACACCAGGCCUGAUAGCCCAGCUGGAAAAUGAAGAGGAGCUCUGCAUGGUGGAGGCCCAAGGAGGUGAGAUCUCAGGAAGCCAUGGUGGACGUGCUGUGGAGAAUGAUGAAGACAUGGAGUUAAGCUCCCUUUGUCCCAGAGAGCUCUCCUCCUGUCAGAUCUGGCCACAGGGUGCAGGCGUGUUACCCGGGGAUCAGGAUUCCAUGAAAAGAUGUCUAAAGAGCAACACUGAGUCUCAGAACCAAGGAGAUUCUUCCUUCCUGGUGUGCGCAGGGAGGCUGGUUCAGAUUUCUGAGGAUGGGAACUACGUGUUGCCUCCUGUAGAUGAUGACUCUGCCUCUCUGAGAAGUCAAGAGUUUCCUUCACUGAGAGCCCAGCAGUCUUGGCAGGAAUCACAUCUCAGUGGGUCAUGUAAUCGUCAAUGGAAAGAUCACCAAAUGCCCAUGAGAAAUCAUUUCCGUGGAUGUGACAGCGUCAGUUGGUUCUCAUACCACAGUGACAAUGAGGGGUUACACAGAAAGGGGGAAAGCUAUAGUUUCCAUGACCUCAGAGAAGAGACCAUGAAGGUAUCUUCACUUAAGCAGGACUUGAUUAAAUUAGGGCCCGUGCCCUGCCCAUGUAGUGAGUAUAGAAAAGCCUGUGACCAUGGUGACAGCAAUGAGCCCGGCUCUCACACACAUCAGCAGUUCAGCUCAAGAGGGAAGCCCUGUCCAUGCAGUUCACAUGGAGAGGGUUGUCAGGACAGGUCAGCUCUUCACAUCCAUCAGAGUGUGGAAACUGGAGAUGAAGGUGCAGCUGAGAGUUCUCUUCUGUGGUCCCCUCUGAGACUGUGUACAGAGCAAAUGCUGUGCCAGGGCAGUGAGAAUACCCAUCAUGCCUCCCCUCUCAACACUCGUGGAUGUGUCCACCUGGGCGACACCUCCCAGAAGAGCGGCAUUCCUGGGAAAGCUUUGCCUUGUUGUUUACAGUAUAAUAGUAAUUUUAGGGUCCACACUAGGGGAGAGCCCAACAAGUGUGAGGAGAAUGGGAAUGUUUCUAGUCAGAGUUUAUAUCUUCAAGCUAAUCAGGAAAUCCACGCUGAAGAGAAACUGUAUCCAGGUGUGGAGUGUAGAAAAGAUUUCACACAUUGCUCAAAUUUUAAUACUGAGCACAGAGUUCACAUGGAAGAGACUGUCUAUAACUCUGAGUGUGGUGACCACUUCAGUCUACCCCCACAUUUCCAGGACUUUUCUGCAAUGUACCCCAGGGAACAACCACAUAAACAUGCAUGCAGUACAAGCUUCGACCAAAAAUUGUGUAUUUCAAGCCAUCAACAACUUGACGUCAUUGAGAAACCUACUUAUAAAGAGAGUGGGAAUGGUUCUAACUGGAGUCCUAGUCCCCAAGAUCAGCAGAAACCUAAGCCACACAAAUGCAACACCUGUGGGAAAUGCUUCAGUGACAGAUGGGUUCUUACCAUUCACCAGAGAGUCCACACAGGAGAGAAACCAUAUCAAUGUAAGGAGUGUGGGAAGUGCUUCAGUCAGAGUGCCUACCUACACUCCCACCGGAGAGUUCACACUGGAGAGAAACCAUACAAGUGUGAGGAGUGUGGGAAGGCCUUCAGUCGGAGUUUCUACCUGCAAGGCCAUCAGAGAAGUCACACUGGGGAGAAACCAUAUAAGUGUGAGGAGUGUGGGAAGAGCUUUAGUCGAAAUUCCUACCUGCAAGACCACCAGAAAGUUCACACUGGGGAGAAACCAUAUAAGUGUGAGCAGUGUGGGAAGGGCUUCAGUCGGAGUUCCAACCUUCAAGGUCACCGGAGAGUUCAUACUGGAGAGAAACCAUACAAGUGUGAGGAGUGUGGGAAGGGUUUCAGAUGGAACUGUAAUCUUCAAAUUCAUCAGCGGGUUCACACAGGAGAAAAGCCCUAUAAAUGUGGAAAAUGUGGCAAAGGCUUUAGUAAGGCCUCAACUCUCCUGGUCCACGAGAGAGUCCACAUGGGAGAGAAGCCUUACCAGUGUCUCGAGUGUGGGAAGGCCUACAAUAGGUAUUCUAAUCUCCAGAUACAUCACAGAAUCCAUACUGGGGAGAAGCCAUUUAAAUGUGAGGUGUGUGGGAAAGGUUUCACCCAGAAGUCAAAUCUUCAAUCUCAUCAGCUUGUCCAUACGGGAAGGAAACCCUACAAGUGUGACACAUGUGGUAAGGGAUUCAGCAGGAAUUCAGGUCUUCUGAUGCAUCAGAAAGUCCAUAGCAGUGAUAGUUUCUGUAGGAGGGAAGAGUACAGGAAUGGUUCCCAUCCUUCUGAGAACCUAUGCAGAGAUGAAGGCCUGUCAAAUUCUGUUUUGUUAAUAUGGGGGCACCUGGAUCUCACCUGGCCAAGCUUGUAUUUUCCCUCUCUCAUGGCGUCUAUCAUCCUGUCCUGUCUUCAAAGGUCUGUACCAUUUCCUAGAAAAAAGGAGGAGAAAAUGGCCCAAUUGCAGGAGAUGGUGACGUUCAGGGACGUGGCUGUGGUCUUCAGCGAGGAGGAGCUGGGGCUGCUGGACGCUGCCCAGAGGAAGCUGUACCGUGAUGUGAUGCUGGAGACCUUCAGGAUGCUGCUCUCAGUGGCACACCAGCCUUUCACACUAGGUCUGAUAGCCCAGCUGGAGAAUGAAGAGGAGCUCUGCAUGGUGGAGGCCCAAGGAGGAAGCCAUGGUGGACAUGCUGUGGAGAAUGAUGAAGACAUGGAGUUAAGCUCCCUUUGUCCCAGAGAGCUCUCCUCCUGUCAGACCUGGCCACAGGGUGCAGGCGUGUUACCCGGGGAUCAGGAUUUCAUGAAAAGAUGUCUAAAGAGCAACACUGAGUCUCAGAACCAGGGAGAUUCUUCCUUCCUGGUGUGCGCAGGGAGGCUGGUUCAGAUUUCUGAGGAUGGGAACUACGUGUUGCCUCCUGUAGAUGAUGACUCUGCCUCUCUGAGAAGUCAAGAGUUUCCUUCACUGAGAGCCCAGCAGUCUUGGCAGGAAUCACAUCUCAGUGGGUCAUGUAAUCGUCAAUGGAAAGAUCACCAAAUGCCUAGGAAUGUUUCUAGUCAGAGUUUAUUUCUUCAAGCUACUCAGGAAAUCCACUCUGAAGAGAAACUAUAUCUAGGUGUGCAGUGUAGAAAAGAUUUCACACAUUGCUCAAAUUUUAAUACUGAGCACAGAGUUCACAUGGAAGAGACUGUCUAUAACUCUGAGUGUGGUGAGCACUUUAGUCUGCCCCCACAUUUCCAGGACUUUUCUGCAAUGUACCCCAGGGAACAACCACAUAAACAUGCAUGCAGUACAAGCUUCGGCCAAAAAUUGUGUAUUUCAAGCCAUCAACAACUUGAUGUCAUUGAGAAACCUACUUAUAAAGAGAGUGGGAAUGGCUGUAACUGGAGUUCCAGCCCCCAAGAUCAGCAGAAACCUAAGCCACACAAAUGCAACACCUGUGGGAAAUGCUUCAGUGACAGAUGGGUUCUUACCAUUCACCAGAGAGUCCACACAGGAGAGAAACCAUAUCAAUGUAAGGAGUGUGGGAAGUGCUUCAGUCAGAGUGCCUACCUACACUCCCACCGGAGAGUUCACACUGGAGAGAAACCAUACAAGUGUGAGGAGUGUGGGAAGGCCUUCAGUCGGAGUUUCUACCUGCAAGGCCACCAGAGAAGUCACACUGGGGAGAAACCAUAUAAGUGUGAGGAGUGUGGGAAGAGCUUCAGUCGAAAUUCCUACCUACAAGACCACCAGAAACUUCACACUGGGGAGAAACCAUACAAGUGUGAGCAGUGUGGGAAGGGCUUCAAUCGGAGUUCAAACCUUCAAAGUCACCGGAGAAUUCAUACUGGAGACAAACCGUAUAAGUGUGAGGAAUGUGGAAAAGGCUUCAGAUGGAACUGUAAUCUUCAAAUUCAUCAGCGGGUUCACACAGGAGAAAAGCCCUAUAAAUGUGGAAAAUGUGGCAAAGGCUUCAGAUGGAACUGUAAUCUUCAAAUUCAUGAGCGGGUUCACACAGGAGAAAAACCCUAUAAAUGUGAAAAAUGUGGCAAAGGCUUUAGUAUCGCCGCAAGUCUCCUGGUCCAUGAGAGAGUCCACAUGGGAGAGAAGCCUUACCAGUGUGUUGAGUGUGGAAAGGCCUACAAUAGGUAUUACAAUCUCCAGAUACAUCACAGAAUCCAUACUGGGGAGAAGCCAUUUAAAUGUGAGGUGUGUGGGAAAGGUUUCACCCAGAAGUCAAAUCUUCAAUCUCAUCAGCUUGUCCAUACGGGAAGGAAACACUACAAGUGUGACACAUGUGGUAAGGGAUUCAGCAGGAAUUCAGGUCUUCUGAUGCAUCAGAAAGUCCAUAGCAGUGAUAGUUUCUGUAGGAGGGAAGAGUACAGGAAUGGUUCCCAUCCUUCUGAGAACCUAUGCAGAGAUGAAGGCCUGUCAAAUACUGUUCUUUUUUGUUAAUGAAAAGCAGUGUUUAUACCUAACAUGAAUGCCAGUGGUUGUUGGGAAAUAGCACAGAGUAGAGAUCCAUGAAGUGUUUGCCAAAAUCCCAACAAGCUCUUGUAGAGGAUCAAGAACUUAUCAUCAUGUCAGCAGGCAUUAGCAAAAGUUUGAUUAUAUGUGGAAGUUUCAUUUCUCAGAGCCAACUGAUCUCUAAUAUCUGGACCCAGAAGCUGCUUCCCAAAUUACCAUGCAGAGGCUUAAUAUUACUUAAAAAUACUCGACUAAUAGCUCAGGCUUAUUAUUAACUAUCUCUUCCAGUUUAAGUUAACUGAUAUUCCUUAAUUAUGCAUUGGCAUGUGGUGGUCCCUGUUCUCAAUAGGGCACACACAUCUUGCUCUCUCUUGGGUUUAACCUGAGUCUCCUGAACCUGCUAUUCCUUAUCAUCCCUUAUCAUUCUUAGUUUGGUUGUCCCACCUAUAUUUUCUGCCUGGUUACUCGUCAGUCAGCCUUUCAUUAAACCAAUUUGUGUGACAAAUCUUUACAGUGUGCAAGACAAUUAUUCCACAACAUUUCUCCCCUUUGUCCAAUUAAAAAGUAAGUUUUGAUGAUACAAAAUUGACUUUAUUAUUCUGUUACGAGAAAUAAUCAGAAAUAGAAAUCACCCCUCUAUAUAACACAUAGUAGGUUCCAUAUGGGUCUGCCAGGCGCUCUAGUACAAGAUAGUGAUGAAAUUGAUUUAUUUGGUCAAAUGUGGUAGAACCCUUAGAGUUUAAAAAAAAAAAAAAAAAAAACCAACAAAACAGCAUGUCAAUAGCAAGAGUUUGAAAAAAGAUUUUUCUAUCACUUGGCAACAUUGGCAACAAUACAAAGAAAGUAUAACGGAAUGCCCUACUUGUUCUUUAUACAGCCAAAAUCCAGUACCUGAAGGAAGUAAUCCAAGAGUACUCAAUGAAAUGAACUUUGACCACUGGAUAUGUUUCAUUUUGCAGAAUUUGGAAAGUUAAAAUGUGUCCACCAUAUCAUAGGUACAUAUUCAGGAUUUCAGUGGGCCACUGCUUUGAGUUCUGAAAAAGAUGAUUCUAUAGUCACAGAUUUGCUAGAAGUUAUGGCCCUUAUGUUUUUGUACUCUGGAUGUACCCAACGAAUUAUGGUCCUUUAACUACUAUGGCAUUUUCUGCCUGUUACAUUUAAAAUGUUUUCUAUAGUGAACCAUGUUUUCUAUAGUGAACCAUGACCAUGCCUAGGCACGACCUUUGGAGUCUCUAAAAGGAAGAUGGGGCUCCAAAACAAUUCUACCUGGAUUGUGGUAAUGCCGCCAAACUGACAGAUACCAUCCAAAGAUUGACUUUGGAUUACAAAUGGCUCAGACAGUUUCAACAUGGCUAGCUGAGAACCCAGCCUCACAGACUACCCUAGCUAGGACUUGAGAUAAGCCCUACAUGUUUCCAUUAUGCAGAGACUGAACCACAAAUGAUUCAGCUACCUCUUCCAGGACUUGGUAAUUAUUUCGAUGUUUUUUUCAGGGUCCCCUAAAGAUGCCAGACAGUAGGAAGUAAUUUUAAGAACAUGCAACCCACAUUCCCAAGUAGUGGGACGAUGGUUUUUGGUCAGUGGGCUAUGGAUAUUUGUAAUUGUUUAAGGGAUAUGGUUACAAGUUGUGGUAAAAUGGUCAGGAAAAAACUGAACAGAGGAGGUUAGAUUCAGGGUUUUUGUUCUAAAAAGAAAAAGGGAGGAUAUAGAAAUAUGAGGAUAAAGGGUACAUUAUGGAAUCUACUCUGAAAAAAGGGGAUAUAGCUGUAAUAGGAUAAUAGAGAAUUUAAUCUACUUUUAAACCAAAAAAAGCAACUACUAGUCAUAAGUUUUUUUACAUAUUAUUACAUUUUUGUAUAUUGAUAACAAAUUUGAGGUUAUUUUUGUUAGAACAUACUAUUUAUACAUAUCACUCUGGUUUAAGAUAUUGUACCUAUACUGUUCAUUUAACAAUGUAAUACAAAAUUCUAGUCUUGUAAAGUCAUUAUUAUAACUAUGAUAAUAAAGUAAUGCAGUAAAUAGUCACCUAUUACAAUGGAACUUGUAUUCAUCUUAGGUUGUUUUCAGGAUCAAUCAAUUAUAUUUUAGAUAGGUGGUCUUCAAACACUUCAGAGAUCUGCAGAAUAUGGUAUUUAUGAUGUUUUAAUAACAUAGCCUGACAGCACCAAUGUACUUCAGAAAAGAUGAGCAUUGAGGAUACUCCAUAUGGAGUUUACUCUCUUUGUGGUAAAAGUUAGCCAAGGGUGAAGAAACUGCCUUUGUGUCAACUGCUGACAGUUAUGUCCAAAUUGGACAGGCAGGACACAGAAGAAAUCAACUGUUCAACUUUGUGAAGACAAAGUAGAACAGCCCUUCAGAAUAAUCCUGAUCCACAGAAAAGUAUGUUAGAUAUGCUAGGCUUAUAGGCCGAAGAUAAAUGCUCCAACGUUAUAAAGGAACCUUGUGUGACUGUCCAGGCAGCCUGCUGUUUUUGUCAUUUCUCACAGGUUUUAGAAGUUGCUUGCUUGCACUUGCUGUUUACUCAGGUAAUAUUUCCUUUGAGGGUCUCUGAUGGAGUUGAAGACUAGAAACAAAGGAAUGUAAGAUGU
Messenger RNA from Chionomys nivalis (European snow vole), 7652 nucleotides. RefSeq names its product zinc finger protein 112-like. The coding region runs from base 385 to 5052 and encodes 1555 amino acids. Gene Ontology annotation, biological process: regulation of DNA-templated transcription. The transcript is spliced from 9 exons. The record is from RefSeq and is a predicted model, not a curated record. NCBI's taxonomy places the organism in Eukaryota, Metazoa, Chordata, Mammalia, Rodentia, Cricetidae.